AUGGAGGUGCCUUUUGAAAAGAAACCGCGCUGGACAGCUCACGACUCGGUUUGCCUAGGCCUUGCAGCAUUUGUGGUCAUCAAUGUGAUUAUGUGUCUCUGGGUUGCGGCGAUAUCCACGUCGACGGCACGACGCCAAGCGACCGCGGUCUUCUUCGCCGUAGAGAAAGCAUCAGUAAUUGACUUCAAUCUUACCUUGCAGACGACGAUGAAUUCCUUGCCAGUCAAUGUGACCGGGAGACUGCAGCCACGUCACUCAGAGUGCUCACGCAGACUUUAUUUCAAUGGACGAAUUAUAGUGACGACGCCAAAUACAAGCGAGGUAUUCGUGCUACUAAACCAUCGAGGAUUCCGACGUCAGCUUUAUGGAAGCAACGCGAAUACAACUUGUUUGACAACGCGGGACAUUCCACCGCUACACACACUCGUCGACACUGUCUACAGUGCAUUCCGACCGGUAGUGUACGAGGCGUUUAAAGUCGAUUGCAAACCACUCCAGUUCACCUUCUAUGACAUGCCGUUCGUUGUGUGUGCGGAGGAUUGGCUUCGAGCGAGGCUGUAUACCCAAAACUUGACUCAUUCUACGAGACACGAUCAACACCCAGGAACUGUCAAAGACCCAGUGUUGAUCAUUCAUGGCAAGAAAUCUGCGCUGGAACUUAUGGUCCUGUCCGACACUACGCCAGUCAUUACUGACCAACCAUUUGAAAAGUUGGAUCACUGCGAGUAUCUUCACGCCCCAAUGACUUCAGGUGAAUCUUGUUUGGCUCAAAAAGCUAGCGGUCAAGAUUCAAAGCUCUUUUUUCAGGCUUUAACGUAA
Molecule: messenger RNA, 819 nt
Organism: Peronospora belbahrii
Lineage: Eukaryota; Oomycota; Peronosporomycetes; Peronosporales; Peronosporaceae
Source: the annotation of a GenBank genome assembly